Cryptococcus wingfieldii CBS 7118 is the source of this 2061-nucleotide messenger RNA. Its product is annotated as solute carrier family 25 (mitochondrial aspartate/glutamate transporter), member 12/13. Gene Ontology annotation, biological process: L-glutamate transmembrane transport; aspartate transmembrane transport; malate-aspartate shuttle. Gene Ontology annotation, molecular function: L-glutamate transmembrane transporter activity; L-aspartate transmembrane transporter activity; calcium ion binding. The transcript has 22 exons. The coding region runs from base 1 to 2061 and encodes 686 amino acids. Lineage: Eukaryota; Fungi; Basidiomycota; Tremellomycetes; Tremellales; Cryptococcaceae. The record is from RefSeq and is a predicted model, not a curated record.
AUGGCAGACAACGAGCCCCUCCCUGCCCGCCUCACCUCCUCCAUCAGGCACACCGUACAGCCCCCAGAGAACGAGCUCGCACGAUGGCGGCGCACCUUCGACCGCUUCGCAGCCGCACAGGCAGAGGGCAAGAAAUACCUCAACCCCGUCCAGUUCGUCGACGCCAUAGCGCCCACCGACGAGGGCUUCAGCAAGAUAAAAAAGGAACAAUACGCGAACCUGUUCCGAGUCGCCGACAGCUCGCGCAGGGGGCUCGUGUCAUUUGAAGACUUUGUGGUGUUUGAGACUCUGCUGAAACGUCCUGAUGCCGACUAUCAACUUGCUUUCCAGGUCUUUGACGUCGAUGCGUCAGGGUCUAUUGAUUUCGACGAGUUCAAGGCUGUCCUCUCGGCCAACACUGCAGCCAGCGGCAUUCCUUUCGACUAUGACUGCAGCUGGAUGAAGCUCUACGUUGGUACGCGUGGGGAUAGACAUGUGCUUGGGUAUCACGAGUUUACUCAACUCAUCAAAGGAUACCAAGGCGAGAGGCUUCGACAGGCUUUCCAUUUCUUUGACAAGGACGGAGAUGGCUAUAUCAGCCCAGAGGAGUUUCAGGGUAUCAUUGUCGAGAUUGCUGGACACAAGCUUUCCGACUCUGUUCUCGCAAGACUGCCGACUUUGUGUACGAUGAAUCCUGGAAAGAAGAUCAGCUACUCUGAGGUCAUUGCUUUCCACAACGAAAUGGACACUGUGGAGCUCAUCAUCGAACAUGCUGUCCAAAAAUCAAAAGACGGAAGGAUCGAUGUAUCAGACUUCUUGAACGAGGCUGCAGGGCGCAUGCGCUAUGGAAUGUUUACCCCGAUGGAGGCCAACAUCAUCUGGCACUUUGCCAGCCGUGGAAGUGUCGGGUCUGGUCAAAGGCUUACGCUUGCCGACUUUCAAGCACUCCUCGAUGCCAAGUGGCAACCUCCUGAAGCGACGGCAUCGGAAACGGCGCUGAAAUCCAAUGGCUUUUUGGGAGAGGCUGCGCAAUCGAUCUACAAUUUUGUUCAAGGUGGAAUUGCUGGAGGUCUUGGAGCAUAUGCUGUAUACCCGAUUGACCUGGUCAAAACUCGACUGCAAAACCAGCGAUCCACCGUCGUCGGAGAAGUGCUUUACCGCAACGCUUUCGACUGUGUCAAGAAGGUCUACGCCAACGAAGGAGGUGUCAGGGCGUUCUAUCGGGGUGUUCUGCCGCAACUUGUCGGCGUGGCGCCCGAAAAAGCCAUCAAGUUGACAGUCAAUGAGCUUGUCAGGAAAAAGGCCACAGAUCCAGAGACUGGCAGGAUUCCGUUGAUCAUGGAAAUUGUGGCUGGUGGAACCGCGGGUGGUUGUCAAGUGGUAUGUGCUUUUCCAGUCGUUGUGCCUAUACUAAGUUGUCCACAGGCUGGUGAAAUCACUCGGGCAGAAGGCGGGGGGGCUGUACCGCGAGGUGCUUUCCACAUCAUCAAGCAACUGGGAUUGAUUGGUCUGUACAAGGGUGCCACUGCAUGCUUGGCGAGGGAUAUUCCAUUUUCCAUGAUAUACUUUACGUCUUAUGCCCAUCUUAAAAAAGACGUGUUUGGUGAGGGACGACAUGGAAAGGUGUUGAGCUUCGGGGAGCUGCUUGCGGCUGCUGGCAUCGCUGGCAUGCCGGCUGCCUACAUGACCACGCCCGCCGAUGUGGUAAAGACUCGACUCCAAUCACAAUCCCGAGCUGGACAGACGGUAUACAAGGGCAUCGCGGAUGGUCUCGUCAAAAUCUUCCAAGAAGAGGGUCUCCGAGCCCUUUUCAAAGGCGGUCUCGCUCGUGUCAUCCGAUCAUCCCCUCAAUUUGCUGUGACAUUGGCGUGCUAUGAGCUCCUUCACAAGCAUUUCCCCUACCCGUACGCUCCGGCUCCUGCAAUCGCUCGCCCUUCUCGAUCAGCACAGCAAGAUAUUUCUCGGAUUCGUGCGAGAAAUGCUUUGCGUAUCCUUCUGGACUGCAGUUCUCAGUUUGGUAUGGUCGAUGCCAACACUGCGGCCAAGGGCGUGUCCAUACUGCCGAAAUCGCUCAGGCCAUAG